AUGGCUUCUGCAGACCCGACCUUCCAUCUUCCGCGCGUUCUCUGCAUCCACGGAGGCGGCGUCAAUGCUGCCAUCUUCAAGGCCCAGUUUCGAGCAUUUCUCAAUCAUGACAGGCUGAAGAAUCGAUAUCGCUUUGUCUUUGUCGAUGCUCCGUUUUACUGUGACGAAGGGGUUGGCGUCCACCCGGUCUACUCGGACUGGGGCCCCUUUAGACGGUGGUUUCGAUGGACACCGGAGCAUCCGGAGAUCGAUCCAGGCGCAUGCCAAUAUGAGCUUGAGUACACCGUUGAGCGAUGUAUGGAAAGUGACGAGGGCACGGGGGAGUGGGUGGCAACGCUGGGAUUUAGCCAGGGCGCGAAACUGGCAGCAAGCAUGCUUUACGAGCAGCAGGUCAGCGGCAAGGACGGCCCCUGGAAGUACGCCGUCAUCCUCGCCGGAAGAGCGCCGCUAGUUAGCUUGAGUGAGGAGGCAGAGGAGUUCCCAUGGAUGCAAUCGGCCGGAGGGCUUCCUGAUGCCGCGGAUACUGACAGUAUCCUUGAGAGACCGGACAUGAAACUGCGGAUCCCGACGCUACAUGUGCACGGGCUGAAGGAUGAAGGUCUCCAUCUCCAUCGGAAGCUGGUGGGGAACUACUGUGCUCCGGGGACGACAACUCUGAUUGAAUGGGAUGGCCCGCAUCGGAUUCCCAUCAAAAAGAGCGACGUGGACAAAAUAGUGGAUGCUUGGAUCGAGCUCGCUGAUGAGUACGGCGUCUGA
Molecule: messenger RNA, 756 nt
Organism: Cladophialophora yegresii CBS 114405
Lineage: Eukaryota; Fungi; Ascomycota; Eurotiomycetes; Chaetothyriales; Herpotrichiellaceae
Exons: 1
Coding region: 1-756 (251 amino acids)
Biological process (GO): secondary metabolite biosynthetic process
Cellular component (GO): nucleus; cytoplasm
Source: RefSeq, a predicted model, not a curated record